This is a messenger RNA of Aaosphaeria arxii CBS 175.79, 522 nucleotides long. RefSeq names its product UPF0057-domain-containing protein. Bases 1 to 522 code for a protein of 173 amino acids. The record is from RefSeq and is a predicted model, not a curated record. Gene Ontology annotation, biological process: endosome transport via multivesicular body sorting pathway. Lineage: Eukaryota; Fungi; Ascomycota; Dothideomycetes; Pleosporales. The transcript has 2 exons. Gene Ontology annotation, molecular function: ubiquitin protein ligase binding. Gene Ontology annotation, cellular component: fungal-type vacuole lumen; fungal-type vacuole membrane.
AUGUGCGGAACCGACUGCUUUUUGAUGCUCCUGUCGGUGCUCUUCCCACCCAUUGGAGUCUGGGUGAAGCGCGGCGUCUGCAGCGCAGACUCCCUCAUCAACAUCGCCCUCUGCUGCCUCGGUUUCCUCCCCGGCCUCCUCCACGCCUGGUACAUCAUCCUGCAAAACCCCGACCCCUACGACUACGAAGGCCUGCAAGACGGCGAGCGCGCCGGCGACGGCUCCGUAACAUACUACUACGUCGCGCGGGGAGGACAACAACAACAACAGCCGCAACCGCAACAGCUACCCCAGAGCUACGGCACCCUGGGAAGCCAACCCGCCGCCGGCCAGUUCCCAGGCCAGCAGCAGACCGGCACGACGAAUGCGUUCCCGGGCCCCACCAAGCAGAGCAGCGCGCAGCCUCAGCACGGCGUCGCUGGCGCAGAGCUCGGUGGAGAGGGAAGCAGUGGGCAGCCUGCUGGGCCGCCGCCUACUUACGCGGAUGUCAUCAAGGGGGACAACAAGAUUCAACAUCCAUAG